Messenger RNA from Prinia subflava (tawny-flanked prinia), 2132 nucleotides. Its product is annotated as zinc finger and SCAN domain-containing protein 2-like. Gene Ontology annotation, molecular function: DNA-binding transcription factor activity; RNA polymerase II cis-regulatory region sequence-specific DNA binding. NCBI's taxonomy places the organism in Eukaryota, Metazoa, Chordata, Aves, Passeriformes, Cisticolidae. Gene Ontology annotation, biological process: regulation of transcription by RNA polymerase II. Bases 584 to 1801 code for a protein of 405 amino acids. The transcript has 3 exons. The record is from RefSeq and is a predicted model, not a curated record.
CGCCGCCGCCAUCGCUCCGGCCCUGCCCGGGCCCUCACCGGCCCGAAGAAACCCCGCGCCUCUCCCGCCCACCAAUCACAGCGCGCGAUGGCUCCUCGAUUUGCAUAACCACGCCCUCUGCCUUGGCCCCGCCCAGCGCCGGCUGCAGUCGCCUCCGAGCGCUCUUUGCUUCCAGUUCCCUCCCAGUGCUCCCAGGAAGAGCCAGACUGGGAGGAAAAGCGCUCCCGACUCCUUCUCGCUUCUCUCAGGAUCGCUCCCGGUGCUCUCAAUAUCGCUCUCAGCGCCGCGCGUGGCGCAGUCCCUUUGGAAUUCUCCCCAGGGCACAGCGCGGCUGCUUUUCGAUGUCGACACCUCCCGCUCUAGGCUUGGGGAGGAGGAGGAGCGGGAGGAAGAGGAGGAGCAUGAACAGCAUCGACAGAGGAGGCGGAAGAGGAAGAGGAGGAGCGGGAGGAGCGGGAGGAGCAGCAGCUGCAGCAAGAGCACGCGGUUCCCUCGGCUGCCCCCUCAGGCCGCCGCUGCCCCGGCUCCCGCAGCAUCGCCGCCCCGGAACCCGCAGGAUUUCAGAUUCCCAGACCUUGGCGCAAUGAAGGAGGAGGGGGCCGCGAGGAAGAGGAAGAUGUCCCGGGAGCCCCAGGCAGAUAUGGAGCUGAGCACCGAGGCUAGCGAGGACAAAUCCCCGCGGCAGAACCUCAUGGAAGAGGCCGUUGUGAGCGGCCCCACAACGCAGGAAUCGAAUGGGGAGGAAAAUCCCCGGAGAUCCCGCACGAGGAGGGGCUGCAAAUGCAGAUCUCGAGCAUCUGAGGAGGAAAGAUCUACCCUGGGCCGCGGAGGUGGCCGGAGCUCGGAGCUGGAGGUCCCUGAGCAGCUGCAGGAUGGGGAGAAGCCCCACAAGUGCUCAAAAUGUGGGAAGAGCUUCAGCCAGAGAUCCUACCUGAUCAAACACCAGGUCAGCCACACUCUGGAGAUGCCCUUUGAGUGUGAUAAAUGUAGGAAGAGGUUUCAGACCAGCUCCAGUCUCCUCCAGCAUCGGCGGGUUCACACAGAUGAGAGGCCGUUUGUCUGCCCCGACUGCGGGAUGGGCUUCAAGCACAACUCUGCCCUCAUCACCCACCGGCGCAUCCACACCGGGGAGAGGCCCUACGAGUGUCCCGAGUGUGGGCAGAGCUUCACCCAGAGCUCCACCCUGACUGCCCACCGGAGGAGCCACACAGGGGAACGGCCCUAUGAGUGUGUGGAGUGUGGGAAGAGCUUCAGCCGGAGCUCCACCCUGAUUGCCCACCAGAGGAGCCACACCGGGGAGGGUCUCUACGAGUGUGAGCAGUGUCGGAAGACCUUCAGCCGAAGCUACCACCUGAUACGCCACCAAGCGAGCCACAAGGGGGAACGGCCCUACGAGUGUGGGGAGUGUGGGAAGAGUUUUAUUCACAACUCCAAUCUGAUCCUUCACCAGAGAAUCCACACAGAGGAGAGGCCCUUCAAGUGUGGGGAGUGUGGGAAGAGCUUCAGCCAGAGCUCCCACUUUACUGUCCACCAGAGGAGCCACACAGGGGAGAGACCCUACGAGUGUGACCAAUGCAAGAAGAGGUUUCCAACCAGCUCUGAUCUCCUCAAGCACCAGCGGAUUCACACGGAUGAGAGGCCCUUCCGCUGCCCCGACUGCAGGAAGGGCUUCAAGCGAAACUCCAACCUCGUCAGCCACCGGCGCACCCACACCGGGGAGAAGCCCUAUAAGUGUGAGCAGUGUGGGAAGAGAUUCUCCAGCAGCUCAACCUUGACCAAACACCAACGGAGCCAGCACUGAGGGAAGCCCUGUGAGUGCCUUGAGUGCGGGAAGAGCUUCGUGCGCAGCUCCAGCUCCAUCCCCCAUGGGAGGAUCCCCCCUGGAUGAUCCCCAGUGACCCCUGGUGGGCAGAGCCCUGGUGAUUCCUGGUGCUGGUGAUCCGUGUGGGGAAGACACCUGGAUGAGGGCUCUACAUCCUCCUGGGUCCCAGUGACCUGGAUUCUCUUUUCAUUUCUCUUUGUCCUUUCAAAACACCCAAAUUCAAGGUAAAAAUAAAGAUGUUCAACAAAGACGUAGAUGGCGACUUGGGGGCAUCUUCCAGGGUAUGUGGUGAAUGCGGAGUGUAAGAGAG